Impatiens glandulifera is the source of this 771-nucleotide messenger RNA. RefSeq names its product bidirectional sugar transporter SWEET5-like. Bases 1 to 771 code for a protein of 256 amino acids. Lineage: Eukaryota; Viridiplantae; Streptophyta; Magnoliopsida; Ericales; Balsaminaceae. The transcript is spliced from 6 exons. The record is from RefSeq and is a predicted model, not a curated record. Gene Ontology annotation, cellular component: membrane. Gene Ontology annotation, molecular function: sugar transmembrane transporter activity. Gene Ontology annotation, biological process: carbohydrate transport.
AUGGUUAUGAGUAGAGAAGUCACCCGCAACAUUGUAGGAAUUAUUGGGAAUGUUAUAUCUUUCUUCCUUUUCCUGUCUCCAUUACCAACAUUCUUUAAUAUAUGGAAGGCAAAAUCAGUUCAAGAGUUUAAGCCUGAUCCUUAUCUUGCAACUCUACUCAACUGCGCCAUGUGGGUAUUCUACGCAUUGCCCAUGGUUCAUCCAGGCAGUACUCUAGUCGGCACCAUCAAUGGCAUAGGAUUGUUAAUCGAACUCAUAUACGUUUUCUUCUAUUUCUUCUUCUCCGAUAAGAAAAAGCGCAAAAUGAUAUUAGGGGUGUUUGUGGUUGAAUGCAUUUUUCUUGGCAUCAUAAUCACCAUAACCAUGUUUGCAUUUGAAACCACCAAGAGUAGGUCCAUGCUAGUUGGAAUUGUAUGCGUCGUAUUGAACGCUAUCAUGUAUGCAUCUCCAUUAACGGUCAUGAGACGUGUGAUAAGGACAAAAAGCGUGAAAUACAUGCCCUUCUGGGUUUCAUUUGCGAAUUCCAUUAAUGCGGUCAUUUGGUUGGCGUAUGCUCUUCUCAAAUUUGAUUUAUACGUUACGAUUCCUAAUGGAUUGGGAACUUUGUUUGGUGCCAUGCAAUUGAUUCUUUAUUUCACAUAUUACAAAUCAAAUGGAGUUAUUGAAAUGUUCAGCCUCGAGAAAGACUUGGAGAACGUGACUGAUAUCAAAAUGACCAAUGAGAAGAAGGAUGAGAUAGUACCGGUUGAGGUUGAAAUGUCCACCAAAUAA